AUGGGAAGACGAGGUUUGCGAUGCGUGGACGUCAAGCAGUAUAGCCAGAAUCGAGAUAACCACCAGGCUGCUGCCGGAUGGCUUGCUGGUAAGCUGCGGACGCUAGACACAGAUGCACCCGUGGAGGGCACCGGCGCGGUGAAAGCACUCCGGGAGCUGAGCUUCACGCUCCCCGGGAGCCUGGAGGUGCAAACUUGCGCCAAGGUGACGGCGCUUCUUCGUUCGGAAGAAGGGCAUUGCUGCGGCUGCGUCUACACGCAGAGUGGAGUCGAGGUAAGCGUGCAGGGCCAAGUGCUGCUUUGUGCCGGUGGCUUCUUGGGCGACGCCUCUGCAGAGGGCUGGCUGGCGUUCGCACGGCCGGAUCUGCGCCAUUUACCUCUGCUUCUGGGAGCCGCCGCACCGGCACCGAGCUCUUUAGCUCUGGCAUCGGCUCUUGGCGCCGGCGCCCGAGAUCUCCAAUCUGUGCGGCUCCAUCCCACGGCCCAGGCUACCCAUGGCCGUCUCCGCCGUGCACUGGCACAGCCUGGCCUGAUCGUGGAUGCCAAGGGCCAGGUAGUCGACGGCGAUCGUGGGGAGGACGAGGUGGCCAGCGAGAUGCUUCAACGCCCAGGCCCCUGUCGACUCCUUGGUCGCGGGCCCGGACCCCCGACUGCUGCGCGCCAAAGCCUCGCCGUGCUGGCGCAGGACAUGGAGGUGUCUGCCACCUCGCUUGGAGAAGCCCUCCGACAAUGUGGGGUGAUGGAUGACGUGGACACGAUGGGCGAAGGCUAUGCACCGUCCUCCUCGUCCACCUCAGUCGCUACUCCGCGGCUGGAUCGGCCCUGCUGGGUGACCGAUGUUACGCCGGCGCUUCUCUGCUGUGACGGCGGCCUUGCGGUGGAAGGAGAUUCCGGCGCAGUGUUGAACAGCGAGGGUUCGACGAUCCGGGGCCUCUUUGCCGCCGGUGAGGCCGUAGCUAACCGGUGCGCUGCCUCGCCGUUUCUUUCCUGUGUUGCAUCUGCGCUGAGGGCUGCAGAGGCUGCUAGUAAAGCGAGUCGGCUUGGCAGCACGACUUGGAAGCCGGUCGCGCCGGCCUUGCCUUGCAAGGCAGCCACACCGCCGGCACCGACGGAGGACAGCAGCAUCGCGGGGCAGAUGGUGCAACAGCGUCUGCGUGAGCUGCUGUCCAAGCACCUCACCGUCGACGUCCUUCAGGGCGUGCUUGCCAGGGCACACGAGAAGGACGGCUCCCUCGCCGCAGCCAGCGACGAGCUUCUCGCGGAGCUGCUCCCGGCUUUGGAGAUACCAACCACCUCCCAGGUGCUGCAGAUGUCCAUCAAGGAUCCGGGUGGUCUUCCCACUCGAACGAUGCAGACGGAUCUUCCGCAGGACGGCGAGUCUCUGCCGCGAGAGGUGAACGCCAGUUGCGUGCAUUGCCGGCUGCCACUGAAGCUGCAGGUGUCUGCUUGGAAGGUCGCAGGGGGAUCCACCGAGCCGGCGAAGACGAACGGCCAUGGUCCAGGCCGCUGUGCCUACGCCACUCUCCUUUAUGGAAGUGGGGUGGAAUACUUCCUCGGGGCUUUGGUCUUGGGUUGGUCGUUGCGGGCACGCGGAUGCGAAGCCGAGCGUCUGUUGCUGCACACGGAGGAUGUUCCUCUGCCGUUCCUUGAGGCUCUGGAGAAAGUUUGGCUCCUGCGGCAGGUGGAUUACCUUCACGGCGACAAGGCGAUGUUCUACAACUGGGACGAGUCUCGAUUUCAGGACGUCUUCACCAAGCUCCAAGCGCUGAGCUGCACUGAUUUCGACAAGGUCUUGAUGAUGGAUCUUGACAUGCUUGUUCGCGGCAACCUGGACGAACUGUUCUACCUUCGUGCCCCGGCUGCUUUGAAACGCUGCUCUGGCGGCGAGCAGCCCGAGCACGGUGGGGAUUUUAACUCAGAGGAUCUUUGGUCCAAGCAGUGUGACAGCAUGUGUUCCGGGAUCAAUGCAGGGGUAAUGUUGCUGGAGCCGAACCAGGACGUGUACGAUCGCAUGGUCAAGGAGAUACAGGAUCCCAACAACCCUGAGCAUCUUGGCACGCUGGGGCCGGAGCAAGACUACCUGGCUCGCUUUUACAGCACUUUCGGCUGCGGUUCGUGGACCCACUUGCAUGCCAAGUUUAACUACCAGCCGAAUCUCCCCAACGACUACAUCGGUUCAGCCCACCGGGCCUUGGACGUUGUCGAUGACGUGGUCGUAGCGCACUUCAGUGGAGGGAGGGUGAAGCCCUGGAAAGUUCCCGGGCUCAGGCUCGACGCCAGUGGCGUCAGACGCCUCGUCGAGGACGAAACUCUUGAGGAGCAGAUGGGAGCCCAGGUCCCUCGUUCAUCUGGGGUCAUGGUUAUGGACGGCGUCGAGGUUCCAGCCGGCGACCGCAACACACCGCUGCCGCAGCCCGUGCGUCGGGUCAUGUGGGAGUGGAUUGUAGCGCUCCGGCAGUGCAACGCAGAUAUGCUUGAGGAUGGCAUCGACAUCUUGUUCCUCAUCGAGCAAUGUGAGUCGGUGAGCGCCACCCGAGGAAAGAAGCCAUAUCUGGCUAAGCGUAGGUAG
Symbiodinium sp. CCMP2592 is the source of this 2568-nucleotide messenger RNA. The record is from the annotation of a GenBank genome assembly. Lineage: Eukaryota; Dinophyceae; Suessiales; Symbiodiniaceae.